This is a messenger RNA of Numida meleagris (helmeted guineafowl), 7292 nucleotides long. Its product is annotated as KIAA0319 ortholog. The transcript has 22 exons. Gene Ontology annotation, cellular component: plasma membrane; cytoplasmic vesicle. Gene Ontology annotation, biological process: negative regulation of dendrite development; neuron migration. The record is from RefSeq and is a predicted model, not a curated record. Lineage: Eukaryota; Metazoa; Chordata; Aves; Galliformes; Numididae. Bases 508 to 3702 code for a protein of 1064 amino acids.
UUAAAUAGUCUUAGAAGAAGCCAACAUUAAGUGAUAGAAUUUCCACACAGCUGGUUGGAAAAGCAGUUGUCUCUGCCUUCUCAGUGCAGCAUGGCGUUUGGACUUGGUGCUCUUUGCCUGUUACUAUGGGCAAUAACAGAUGGCAGCAGAGGGGCAGUCUGACAAAAAUGACAUCUGACAUGGAAGAGCAUAUGAAGCAAAGUUGUGUCAUUGAAUUCCUUCUUGAGGGAAAAAAGGCACCUCUUGACAUUCCUCAAUGCUUGCUGAACAUUUAUGAAGCCCAAACAGUGGAUGUGAGCACAGUGAAGCGGUGGGUGGUGUGUUUCAGCAGUGGUGACAGUGACAUGAAAGGCAAGCCGUGUUCUAGACAGCCGUGCACAGCUGUCGCACCAUGAAAUGAAGAGUAUCUUGAUCAACUCUUCCCGUCGAAUUGGCAGAGGGAUUUGUGUACGGACCUGAAUAUCAGCUGCAAUGCAUUGGAUAUGAUGAUGGCAGAAAGAACACCGUAUGCAAGUUUGUCAAGACCUAUUGAAACAAUCCGAGGCUGAAGGUUCCUACUGUGAGCAGUGCAGAGAAGGAGCCACGUAUUCAAGUGCAGUAAUAUCUCCCAACUUAGAAACCACUAAAAUUAUGCGAGUUCCUCAUGCUACAUCAGUGUCUGAAUGCAUCACGGCGUGUUGUGACCUCUCUGGUUGUGACUUGUCCUGGAUGUUUGAACGGCGCUGUUACAUUGUGAACUGCCAGCACAAAGAGAACUGUGAACCUAAAACAAUUGAGACGGUAAAGUCCUAUCUAACGUUUGUGCUGAGACCUUCUCAGAGGCCAGCCUCACUGCUGGGAUUUGGGCAGGUGAUCCCAAGCAUGGUGCACUCCGUGGGACGUCAGAAUGAACCGCCUGAGGAAAUGUCUUUGCUUGGCAAAGAACCGAGCCUUGAGGAGAUACCUGAAUAUAUAGAUGAUUAUAAAGAUUUGGAGCAGGACCCUUUUCAGGAGAGCCUCAAACACGAACCGAAGGAGAGCACGGAUUAUGCUGACUGGGGCCUGAUGGUAGCAAGUGAAAAUGGCUUCAACACUUCAGUCAGCGACAACAGAGAUAACCAGGAAGAGGAAGCUGGAAAGGUGGAGAGCCUUCUGAGUAAAAACAGAUCUGAACUGAGCUCUGUCAGUGAACACUCCACAGAGGGGUUGUCUUCUCUCCCAGAGAUUACACCGUACCCUGGGAAGACAUCUGAAAGCAGAGCAGCUGUUGAGCUGCUUGCACAACCUGCCAAUGCUUUGCAAGAAAAGGUUUCUCCUUAUUCCCCUCCAUCAGACAAACUGGAAUUCUCCCCAGAUGUGUCAGACAAAGCCCAGACUCCUACAGUGGCCCCAGAGAAUGUGACUGAACAUGGAAUCAUGCUGCUUCCCAGUAAUACUGUGCCAUCUGAACCCAUGCAGCAAUUUAUGCCUCCUGCUACUGCUGCCAAAGCAGAUACAGUAAAAGAACUUACUGUAUCUGCUGGAGAUAACGUACAAGUGCUGCUACCCAAAAAUGAGGUUGAACUAAAUGCCUUUGUUGUCCCACCACCACCAGCAGAAACAUCCUACAACUAUGAAUGGAGAUUAAUUAGUCACCCUGCUGACUAUGGUGGUGAAAUGGAGCGCAGGUACACCCGGACACUGAAGCUCUCUCAUUUGUCGGUGGGACUUUACGCCUUCAAAGUGACAGUUUCUGGUGAAAAUGCCUUUGGCGAAGGUUUUGUAAAUGUCACUGUCAAACCAGCAAUCAGAGUUAACCAGCCACCUGUUGCUGUUGCUUCACCCAAAGUACAAGAAGUUUCUUUGCCUACAACUUCUACCUUCAUUGAUGGCAGUCAAAGUACAGAUGAUACGAAGAUUGUGAGUUACCACUGGGAGGAAAUUAAAGGUCCUUUGCAGGAGCAGAAGGCAUCUGCUGACACACCUGUCUUGCACUUGUCUAACCUUGUUCUUGGAAAUUAUACUUUCAGACUCACUGUGAUUGAUUCAGAUGGAGCAGCCAACUCCACAAUUGCGUCUCUGAGUGUCAACAAACCAGUGGAUUACCCACCUAUUGCAAAUGCAGGACCUAAUCAGGCAGUCACUUUGCCCCAGAACUUCAUCACGUUGAAUGGAAACCAGAGCAGUGAUGACCAUGAAAUUGUCAGCUAUGAGUGGUCACUCAGUCCCAGAAGCAAAGACAAGGUUGUAGCAAUGCAGGGAGUACGGACUCCAUACCUCCAGCUGUCUGCAAUGCAGGAAGGAGAUUAUACCUUUCAACUCACAGUCACAGAUUCAGCAAAGCAGCAGUCCACAGCUGAAGUCACUCUGAUAGUACAGCCUGAAAAUAAUAGCCCUCCAGUAGCAGUGGCUGGCCCUGACAAGGAAUUGACAUUCCCAGUAGAAAGUACUACGCUGGAUGGAAGCAGAAGCCAAGAUGACCAAGGCAUUGUCUUCUAUCAUUGGGAAAAUAUCAGCGGGCCAAGCUACGUGCAGAUGGAAAAUGGUGACAAAGCAAUAGCAACUGUGACUGGUCUUCAGGUUGGCACCUAUCGCUUCAGACUGACAGUAAAAGACCAGCAGGGGUUAAGCAAUGCAUGUAUGCUGUCUAUUACUGUGAAGGAAGAAAACAACAGUCCACCCCGGGCGCAUGCUGGGGGGAAGCAUGUUCUGGUGCUUCCCAAUAACUCUGUUACCUUGGAUGGCUCAAGAUCUGCUGAUGACCAGGGGAUUGUGUCAUAUUUGUGGAUUCGGGAUGGUCAAAGCCCAGCAGCUGGGGAUGUGAUCCAUGGCUCAGACCAUGAAGCAGUAUUGCAGCUAACUAAUCUGGUGGAAGGAAUCUAUAUUUUUCACUUGAAAGUGACAGAUGCCAAAGGAGAUUCAGAUAUUGACUCUGCUACUGUUGAAGUGCGGCCUGAUCCCAAAAAGAGUGGUCUGGUGGAGCUGAUUCUGCAAGUUGGGGUGGGACAGCUGAGUGAACAGCAGAAGGACACCCUGGUGAGGCAACUAGCUGUAUUGCUGAAUGUCUUGGAUUCAGAUAUCAAAGUUCAGAAGAUACAAGCAUUCUCAGAUAUAAGCACUGCAGUUGUGUUCUACGUCCAGAAUGGGCAUCCUUCCAAGGUGAUCAAGGCAUCAGAUGUGUCUCGAACUUUGCAUGUGCAGCUUCUGAAAGAGAAGGCUGACUUUCUGCUUUUUAAAGUCCUGCGAGUUGACACAGCUGCAUGUCUUUUAAAAUGCUCUGGACAUGGACAUUGUGACCCUAUAACAAAGCGCUGUAUUUGCUACCAGCUGUGGAUGGAAAACUUAUUUAAUCGUUAUCUAAGUGAUGGCGAGAGUAACUGUGACUGGAGUAUACUCUAUGUAACUCUAUCUGCUUUUAUUAUGAUUGUGGUCAUGAUAGGGCUUGCCUGGUUCUGCAUCUGCUGCUGUAAAAGCAGAAAGAGGACUAAGAUAAGAAAGAAAACAAAAUAUACUAUCCUAGAUAACAUAGAUGAGCAGGAGAGAAUGGAGCUACGACCCAAAUAUGGUAUAAAACACAGAAGUACAGAACACAACUCCAGCCUGAUGGUUUCUGAAUCAGAGUUUGACAGUGAUCAGGACACUAUCUUCAGCAGAGAAAGGAUUGAAAGAGAGAAUACUAAAACCCUUAUGAAUGGAUCAAUUAGAAAUGGCGUUUCCUUCAACUACAGCUCCAAAGACAGAUAACUGAAUGAGGGAACUGGGAACCUGAAUACUUGGCUGCAGUAGACUUGAUCUCCCUGUCAAAUGCUGAGGCCCAGGGCUUCAUCGUACGUACAACCCUCUCACAUUCUACAGGAAUGCAUUCUUCUUACAGUAAGAAGACUCGACAGGACAAACUUCAGCCAGUCCUUAGUAUUGUGCUCUAUAUUGUCUGCUCUCCAGCUUUUUUUUUUUUUUCCACAGCAUCUUUCCAUUACUGCUUAUGCUAAGUCUCUGGUGUGCCUUUAUCAAUGAACUUACUGUUUAGUACGUGUCAGUGCAGUCAGCACCCUUCAAUUUUGUCAAGUCUGUCACUUGCGUGUUUAGGGAUUUAUUUUACAUUUUUCAAGUCUGGUGCUGAAGCAGAUGGUUCUUUCAAGUACUCUAGUAAAGCAGCUAAUCAGAAACCUGUUCUUAUCAAUGCUACAGAAUUCCCUGGGCUGUUUCUCCCACACACACUCUUGCUAUGGGUUCCAACCUUGAGAUCAGUGGCAAGCUCAUGUACCAUGAGAUCAUCUGCAUGAUUUGGCUAAAUAUUUCUCACUCUAACAAGAAAGAAACUGGUCUAACGCUUCUAUUGCCCAAGGACUUACCAAGUGGAGGAUGCUUACAGAAUUCUGUCCCCUAGGUAACACUUUGACAUCUUCAUUGUAUUUUAUUUACAUUUUGAAAGCUGAUUUUUGGAGCAGCCUCUCCAAAAAUCUCUCUCAUUCUAAUGGUAUAAUUGUUCCAUUAUCCUUGGAGGGAGAAGUCAUUCUUCGUUCAUAGUAUGAGGCUUGCAAUUAAUACGAACUUCCACCAAGAUUUAAAAAUAAUCAUUUCUGGCUCUGUGAAUUUGUGAUAUCACAUUGGCGUCUUAAGCAUAAUUUUGUCAAGAAAUAAGGAGUGAAUAUAGCAAGGCUUUUAUCUCAAUUCAGUGACAUUUUUAUUUCUAGAAAAACUGCUUUAUUGGUGCAUGUCAGGUGGAAUGAAAGAGAAGAAAAGCGAACUGUUAAGGUGCAAACACAGUUGCCAAAUGUAGGACUGCUGAUAGCUUUGCAAUUUGGAUUAUCAAUUAUAUUUGGGUUUGAAGCAACUACACAGUCCUCACAUUUACUUCCACACGGCUUUCCUUUAUGCACAGAAAGCAUAUAGCAGCUUCUUUCUGAAACAGGGAUGUCCUCUGCUCUUCUGAGAUACCAUGUAUGGCUUGUAUGCUUGUCAUGUAUGGCUCUAGGUCCGUUGUAAAGAAAUUCACAGUGUGGCAUUGGUAAGAUGCUCUCUUAGAACACAAACAGCGUGCCAACACUUGGAGUUCAUCAUAGUUUUGGUGUACGUUCUGGAUUUUCACUUCCAUCUUGGUUUUACAUUUACAGAUGCUGGCUGAUACAUGCACAAGUAGAGGUUAUCUAGCUGUGUAGAAGGGCUGCCUCUGUUGCAUUUUAAGUAGGGAAUGUAUUUAGAAAAACUUCCUUGCCAUUACUGCCUGAUGCGUUAAAGAGGUUCAAGUAUUCAACAUUGUCAUACUGCAAAUAAUGUUUUGUGUUCAUAGUUUUCUUAACUAAAACACUGCUGCAGUACAAACAGAAAUAUACCUAGGCAAGUCUGCUGUGAUACACAUCCAAAGCCUCCAUUGUCCUGUGGUUCAACCUUUCAUUUUAAAUGAGAAUGAAUUGUUGAGAAAUUCAAGAAAAAUAUGAGCAGUCUAAUCACAGAGGAGUUUAUUUGCACAGGGGAAAAAAAGGAUGUUAUUGUUUUGUUUGUCAUAAUACACUUUCAGCUGCAUCCUUGUGGGUAAACAGAAGAUGAGCAGUCAGCCAGAUACAUCACAGACAGCUCCUUUUCCUGUUUUUUUUUUUUUUUUUUGCUGUCAGAUGUGGUUGCUUGUAUAAUGUUUUUCUCUUGGUUUAUUGUGGCAAACAAAAUUAACUGUAAACAUGCAAGGAAGUUCACUGUGCCAAAAACAGAUAAAUUGUCGAUGCUGAGCUUGAACUUUCUUUCAACAGUUGUAAUAUUCUUGAAAUAAUUUCCUUAGGCAAAUUUCCUGUUCUUCUUUUAGGCCACAUGAAACUAGUUUUGCACCUCAGUGUACUGGUAAUGGGCUCUCAUCAGCCGAGUUCUGGGAUGGCAGUAAUAAAAUGACAAAUAUUGGUCUUCUAGCGAUUUUUAUAAGGAUUGAAAAAGGAAAAUAUUUCUCUAGAAGGAAGGUAAGGCAGAAGUGAAUUAGUUUCUUAACAUCAGCUAUUGCUUAUCACUGAUACCUAAUUAGAAUAUUGAGCUCAUGCCUCUGCAGUGAAGGAAAACCUAUUUCGUUAUACACCUUUUAGGUCCAGAACUCCCCAAGACAAGGGAACCCUGAGGCUUGGAAACUAAAUUUAAAGGGGGAAAAAAAAAAAAAAAAACCAACCCUUUGUUUUGCAUAAAGUAUGAACCGGAUGCCAAUGAGCCAUACAUCAUGUAGCUGGUCUGUGUAUAGAAAAACUUCUCCCCCUGGGUGGAUGGGUGAGCUAUUGCAGAAUUUAUACAAAGAAUCCAAUUCUAACAAAUGUUACUUUUGAAAAUGACAGUGUAUUGUAACUGGACCCACUUCUGAGCUGAAACUAUUACAUUUAUGUAACUACAAAUAAAAUUUUGUCUUUUCUUCUAGGAACUUAGUGAGGUACUCUUUGAGACUUUCUGUGUUGGACUAAAUACUCAAGUCGGGCUAAGGGAGACAAAUUGUAUGGCAUAGCUGAAGUCUACUCAAAAGAGCAGUAUAAUAUCUGAUCUCUUGAGUUGCUACUGACAAAAGCAAAUAGAAAUGUUAUGCAGGGAGGUAGCAUAAUUCAGUAUAUUAGGGAGCAGAAAAAACUGUCUUACUGCAAUUCAGUUUCCAUGUCCUGUUUGUCCUUGGGUUAGUUGCCUGUGCACCCUUCUGAAUACCAUACUUAAACCUUAUACUUCAGGAUAGGUUAAGCCUUCUAUAAGCAGUAGGCCUGACAAAGGACAAACAGUUAUCCUUAAGACUGCACAGUUGCAGUGAUACAGCUACUUCAAUGCCAAGUCAAAUCUAGAUACUUUUUAAUUGAGGGAUUGCCUGACUCCCAACAGCAUUUGAAUGAAUGAGGAGUUUAGAACAGUAUAAGCUAUUUUACUAUGUACAAAACAUUUAAACUGCUAUUUACAUUUUGCAAAGCUUAUGAAAACAUAAAAUCAAUCAUAGAUGUCUUUAAAAAACAAACAAACAAAUAGUCUGCCAACUAAAUGGAUAGGCCACAGAACUCUAGCUAACUUAUGCAUUUCCUUAAAUCCAAAGAUCUUGGUGACAAGACAGAGUGAAGAACAAGAACUUGCUAUUCUAAACAAAAUUAAAUGCUAGAUAUUGGUCAUACUUGAAAUACUUCUCAGUAGCACCGACUGUCUUACCUCGCCGCUACUAGGUUGGUGUGGCCAGGACCAGGAGCCACCUCACUUACUCUAUGUAUGUGUUUUCCAGCUUAGCGUACUAAUGGCCAAGCACUACCUGGAGUGACUUACCAGAAAAAAAAAAAAAAAAACUUUUAUCUUUUGCACUACAGCUGGAGAUAGUUUCUGCCUGGUAAGCUAAAAAUGUUCAA